Nymphaea colorata (pocket water lily) is the source of this 3270-nucleotide messenger RNA. RefSeq names its product two-component response regulator ORR21. Gene Ontology annotation, biological process: cytokinin-activated signaling pathway; phosphorelay signal transduction system. Bases 910 to 2904 code for a protein of 664 amino acids. Lineage: Eukaryota; Viridiplantae; Streptophyta; Magnoliopsida; Nymphaeales; Nymphaeaceae. The transcript is spliced from 6 exons. Gene Ontology annotation, molecular function: DNA binding; DNA-binding transcription factor activity. The record is from RefSeq and is a predicted model, not a curated record.
GAGGCGUAUACGCGUGGGUCGGGGGCCGCUGGAUCCGUUGGGUGGUGGUGGUGGCGCAGUUCGAGAAGGGAAGCGAAGGCAGAAAGAAAAAGGGGGAAGAUAGAGAGAGAAAGAGUGAGAGUGUGUGCGUCUGUGACGAAUUCCGAGUCCGUAGGGUGGAAGAGAGAAACCCUAGUCCUUCCUUUCUUAUCUCCCUCACUCCCCUACUCUUUAUGCGCGGAGUUGAUCGGAAGUAGUUAAAAUUUCCGUCGCUCUAGCGGGGAUCUAGCCGGAUAUCUGCAGGUUUUUUUUUUUUUUUCCCGGCUGAGAGAGGGUAUAGGAAGGAGCUUAUCGGGAAGAGUUGAUUGUUGUCGGUCGUGCAGUUGCCGGAGGUCCAGCCGGAGAACUCUACGGAGUUCUAGGAAACCGGUUCUGCAGGGAGUCAAAGGGUCAUAAGGCGGCUGUUCUUGGUUUAUUCUUUUUCUGUGUCUCUCUGCUUCGAUCGUUUCGAUUGCGUCCCCCUGGAUCGGCUCGGCGUUGACUCAGGGAGUCAGGAGACCAGAUCUUGGAGGUUUCCGGCGGUGAUGUAGCACACGCCGAGUUCUGAAGGGGUGCUUGGUUGGGGGUUCUUGUGGUACGGAUUUGGGGGGGGGGGGGGUUUUAGCCGAGGGUUUUGCCUGAGUGGAUGGAGCGAUCGGGCUGGGGAAUGGAGUUGAGAUCGUGGGAGUGCGGUGCGCGGUGUCCGAUGGAAGGGGUCUAAGGGGGGAAAUUAGGGUUUGGAGGGUCGAUUGCAGUGGUAGCGCGUUGAUUUUUGGCAUGGAAGUUAGGGUCUUGUCUAGCAGUGUUCGUUUUGACCGAAGAUUUGAUUAGUUCACUUCUUUUCUUCAUUUGAUCCAAGUUCUUCCUUUUAGCCUCUGGCCGUUAGCGACCAUGCAGCGGCUGCAGCAUUCGAAUCCAAGCACGGCCAGCAAUUAUGGCUCGUGCCAGACUGAAGUAGGUGUGCCUGAUCAGUUUCCGGCAGGCAUGAGAGUUUUGGUCGUCGACGAUGACACUACGUGCUUGAAGAUACUCGAACAGAUGCUCAAGAAAUGCAUGUAUACGGUCACAACAUGUAACCGAGCUACAGUCGCACUUUCUCUGCUGCGGGAAAAGAAAGGAGGAUUUGAUGUGGUCAUAAGUGAUGUUCAUAUGCCAGACAUGGACGGUUUUAAACUGCUUGAACUUGUUGGGUUGGAAAUGGAUUUACCUGUAAUCAUGAUGUCUGCUGAUGGGAGGACCAGUGCUGUGAUGAGAGGGGUGAAACAUGGUGCCUGUGAUUAUUUAAUAAAGCCUGUGCGCAUAGAGGAACUGAAGAACAUAUGGCAGCAUGUUAUUAGAAAGAAGUGCAUCGAAAACAAAGAUCACGAGCAAUCUGGUAGUUUUGAUGAAACUGAGAAACAUAAAAGAAUAUGCGAUGAUUCAGAAUAUGCAUCAUCUGUUAAUGAAGGUUCAGAUGCCAACUGGAAGGUUCACAAAAGGAGAAAGGAAUCAAAAGAGGAAGAAGACGAUGGUGAGCAAGAAAAUGAGGAUCCCUCUGCAUCAAAGAAACCUCGGGUAGUUUGGUCAGUAGAGCUGCAUCAACAAUUUGUGAAUGCAGUGAACCAGCUUGGCAUUGAGAAAGCUGUUCCCAAGAGAAUCCUAGAGUUGAUGAAUGUUCCAGGUCUAACAAGGGAGAAUGUUGCAAGUCACUUACAGAAAUUCAGGCUUUACUUGAAGAGGCUGAGUGGUGCUCAGAGUCAGGGUGCAAUUUGUAGUUCUUUUGGUGGUCCUGUAGAACCAAAUAGCAAGUUGGGCCCAAUGGCAAAUGUCAAUAUCCAAGCAUUAGCUGCUUCUGGUCAAAUUGCUCCUCAGACUUUUGCUGCUUUGCAUGCAGAGAUUCUGGGUCGUCACCCGGGAAGUUUUGUAAUGCCACCAAUUGACCAGUCUACACUUUUACAAGGCGCCCUGCAUGGAUCCAAGGGCAAUCCGGUUGAAAGGGGUUCCACGUUUGCUCAGCCUUUAAUGAAGCCCCAGUCUAACUUGCCAAAACCCUAUGCACAAACAAACAUUUCUGUUGAUGAUAUCCCGUCUGGCUACUCAACAUGGCAACAACCUCUUGGGACAGCUACCCCUUCCAAUAACAUAGGUGGAUUAAAUUCCCAUGGAAGUAAUGUGUUAGUGCAACUACAUCAGCAUCAACAACAACAGCAACCUCUUCAAUUGGACUCUGCUCUUAUGCUUAAUGUGCAGCCAUCAUGCCUUGUGGUACCUAAUUCUUCAAGUAAUUUCUCCGGUCGAAAUAACUCAGUUGCUGUUUCUUCAUCCGGCCAUCAUAAUCUGGGUAACCAAAGUUUCACUGGUAACUCAAUUGUUGACUAUAGCAUGAUUUCUUCUGCAAGCAACGGAACAGUUGGAAUGGGGCAGGUAUCAGAUGGUGACUUAAAGGGUACUGGUUUGCUUAGUUGCUAUCCAUUGCCUACUACUAUGUCAACUGCAGUGUCAUCUUGCUCGGUCUUGGCUGAGAACAGCACUGGCUUGCAGAGCUGGCAGGUUCAGAACCCUGUUCCUGUGAUGAAUAUCAGUUCAGCUAGUCAAGUAUCUGGACUUCCACCAAAUGCUUGUGAGGCCUCAUAUAGCAUUAAAGGGGGUGAAUUGUUCGACCAGGGAACGUCUAGAAGUAUUGGAUUUGCAAAUAAGGGAUCUAGCGUCCUGAGCAGAUUUGGUGUUGACAGUGGAUCUCCGCAGGCUUUUGCUGGCGAACUGAGCCAAGGCAUAGUAUGUCUAGGUGACGAAGAUGAUGUGGUGAAACAAGAGAUUAAUCUAGACUUUGUGGAUGGUGUGAAAGUUGGCAUGCCCGUUAUGCAACAUUUCUCCCCCAAUGAUCUCAUGAGUGUUUUCUCCAAAUAGAUGAAGAAGAAGGUUUCUGGUUUUGGGACUUUGGUGGAGAUGGGGGCAUGCGGUACACAUGGAAGAGGAGCAGUUCGAUAUUUAUGGUCCAAUCAUCAUUUUAGAUCACAGAGUGACCGGUCAAUUAUACCUGCAUAACGCAUCAAGCAUACUUGGCCGUUUGGCAAGAACGAAUGAAAUUUCUUUGUAUUCAUGCUUUAACUUUGUGAUGAUGUCUUCACGAGUCCUGAUCUUUGUUUCUUUGGCUCCUUGAAGAAUUGUAAUCAUGGAAAAUAAAAUUCACGCUUAUUCCUUUUGAGUUUUCAAUGAAUUGGCCCUGUUUCUCUGUACAUACAAUAUGUAAUAAGAUAAACAUGAAUUCUGAAA